This is a messenger RNA of Lasiodiplodia theobromae, 2181 nucleotides long. RefSeq names its product Rna binding protein nrd1. Bases 1 to 2181 code for a protein of 726 amino acids. Lineage: Eukaryota; Fungi; Ascomycota; Dothideomycetes; Botryosphaeriales; Botryosphaeriaceae. The record is from RefSeq and is a predicted model, not a curated record. The transcript has 7 exons. Gene Ontology annotation, molecular function: RNA binding.
AUGUCGGCCAUCGACGAGCUGAACACGUUGCUGCUGUCGCUGUCUGCGCUGAAGCCCCCAGGAGCCAACAAGUCGAAGAUCACCGCCAUUACCAACCUCUGCAUCGCGAACGCAAACCAAUGCCCCCAGAUCCUCCAGACGAUCCGCGACCGUUUCAAUACCUCUCCCAACACCCAUAAGCUUGGCGUACUUUAUGUGCUUGAUGCCGUCGUGCGGCAGUGGGCGGACAAGGCCCGGCUGAACAAGGAAGAUGCAGCAUCUGCAGGCUCUGACGUUUCCAAGGCGCCGAACUCCAUUGGAGUUGCCAUUGCGACCCAGCUGCUCCCUCCGAUGAUGCACGACCUUAUUCAGAACGCGCCAGAGGACCAGAAGGAGAGAAUUGGCAAGAUGAUUGAAAUCUGGGAACGCGGCAACACGUUUCCCCAGCAGAUGCUCGCCGACUUCAAGCAGCGUUUAGGAGCCCGUAAGAAUCUCCCCGGCUUGCAGGAACCGCACCAUGAGGCGAAACAAGGGUCUGAUAUCUUCGUAUCUGCAGCUGCGCCCCCAGCAACCGGAACUCCAACGGGUGCCACCUCUGACCCGACGGCUCAGCCGCAUACAGCACCAGUAGCUUCAGCUCCGCCCUCUGGUACAGUCUCACUUCUUGCAAGCCUUGCAAAUGUAGGAAAGCAGCAGACUGCCGCUCCGGCUCAAAAUGUCCAAUACCAAAACGGCACGCAAUAUGCCGCCCCUACUCAACCGCAGCAACAGAACGUAGGCACUUCUUUGACUGCUCCGCCCAUGCCUCCAUAUGUACCCCAGCCGAACGGCCAAGGUAAUGCCGCGCCUGCACCUGCUGCCGCACCGGCUCCCGCUGCGCCGGCCAAUCCUCUGAUGCCUCAGGCCUUCCAAAGUAUGCCCGGCGGCAACGAGGCCUUCAUGCAGUUCAUAGGCUCUUUGGUUCAGCAAGGCUGGAGCCCGGAACAAAUAGCUCAGGUCAUUGCUGCCAUGAGCGGUAGUGGUCAAGCUCUGCCCGGUAUGCCAAGUAUGCCGGCUGCCACUCAAGCUCCUCAGGCCCAGAACGCAUUCGCACAAGCUGCGCCUAAUGGUCAGGCCCAAGCUGCACAAGAUUAUAGGAGUAGAGAUGAUCCUCGCGACUUCGAUCGCAACCGUGAUCGCAGCCGCUCCCCAGAUUCGAAGAAUCGGCGCACGUCUCCGGUGAACCGCCGUGAGAGCCCGACGUAUGGUGUUUACGACCCCUAUACUGCACCCGGUGCUCCUGAUGGGCCUGCUGGUGGACCUAGUGGCGGAAACGGUCAGCAGUCCAGUGAGCACGGUGGCAACCGUCGUGGUGGUAGGAAAAAUAGGAGAAACCGUGAUAAGCAUCGCAACUCGCCCGCUGUUCAGCAACAACAACAGCAGCAGCAGCAGCAGCAGUCGCAGCAACAAAAAGGCACAAACACUAGGCCUAAGUACAUCCAGCAUGACCCCACUUUACCGAGGGGCAACAUCAAGGUGCUUAGCCGUACUUUGUUCGUAGGAGGUGUCUCGGCCACAGAGCAGGAGCUCCGGCAGAUAUUCAGCCGCUUUGGCGAGGUCCAGACCUGCAUCGUCAAUCCGGAAAAGCACCAUGCCUUUGUCAAAAUGGCUAACCGUACUGACUCUGUUCAAGCAAAACUUGGCAUGGAGAAGGAGAAGAAUCCACAGAUUCUCAACAAGGCUCGUCAGACUCGUUGGGGUGUAGGCUUCGGUCCCCGCGAGUGCAGUGACUACAGCACUGGCAUAAGUGUUAUUCCCAUUGAACGCCUGACGGAGGCCGAUCGUAAGUGGGUCGUCACGUCCGAGUACGGUGGAACGGGUGGACGGGCUCUUGAAACUGGCCUCGUGAUUGAAGAGCCGGACAUCGAGAUCGGAACCGGUGUCUCAUCCAAAGCCAUGAGUCGCCGCGUCGGCCCCGAGCCUACAGGUAAGCACGGUCACUUCCAUGGCCGGCGCAACCAUCACGGAGGUCACCAUGGCGGCGGUUUCGACCCGAACGCGCCGCGCUUCCGCAAGCCCGAUCCGCGCCCCGGUGGACCCCAGGGAGGGGAACCUCGGCCAGAGCCUCACACGAUUGGCGUGCCCCCGGCCGUUCCGGGCUUCGGCUUCCAGCUGCCCGACGUCUGGGACGGGUGGAUGCUGCAGGUUUCCGCAAUUCUCUGA